UUACACCAAGAUGUCCAUGCUAGUCUGACAGCUGUGUGCCCGUGACCGCGGGAUGGAAAUUCGUCAUUUAUGUUUUUAAAACACAGUACACCGCAUUAAAAUAGAAGGGGUCUGGGGAAAUUUUAAUCGAAACCAUGGCUCGGGUUGUGAAAGUAUUUGGGAGUCUGCGAAAUCACUGGAAGAAGUCCACAUUUGCUGUGUGCGUCCUGUCUUACGGGGGCUACUGGCUGAAUGGUAAACACUGUGAUAAUGUUCUGCGGAGAGAGGCGUGUCUAGUGGCCAGGGAAUUUGGGCGUCAACAGAUAGCACCACAGGAGCAGUUGAAGAAAGCAACCGUGAUCUUGAACCCUGCAGCUUGUGGAGGGAAAGCCAACAACCUAUUUGAAAAGAAUGCUGCUCCUAUUUUACACCUGGCUGGUGUUGAAAUUACAAUAGUAAAGACAGAUUAUGAAGGUCAAGCAAAAAAACUGAUGGAGCUCAUGGAACAGACAGACAUGCUGAUUGUGGCCGGAGGGGAUGGCACCUUGCAGGAAGUCGUCACAGGUUUACUGCGAAGGCCAGAUCAAGAGACAGUCAGUAACAUACCGAUUGGAUUCAUUCCACUGGGCUCUCAUAAUUCCUUGAGUCCAAGUCUAUACCUCACAAGUGACAACAAGGUCAAAGACAUUACAUCAGCAACACUGUCCAUUCUGAAGGGAGAAACCGUACCGCUGGAUGUGCUACAAAUCAAAGGGGAGAAAGAGCAGCCAGUCUUCGCUCUGAUGGGGCUACGUUGGGGUGUGUUUAGAGAUGUGGCUGCAACAAUCAGCAAAUACUGGUACCUUGGACCACUGAAGACACAUGCAGCACAUUGGUUUAGUGCUCUACGGGAGUGGCCCCUGGUUCGGGACGUCUCAGUGUCCUACACAGCUCCCAGCCUCCGGCCCCCUGACCUGCCCCCUCAUAAGCCUCCCAGACCCAACCUGCUCUCCCGCAUCGCCCGCAGACUAAAAAACUACUGGAAUCCUCCUGUUGAAGAGCCUCCUAAAGUAGAAGAGCCAGAGGAGUGGAAGGAGCAGCAGCUGUCGACAUUAGAGCUGUUUAUUCAAACCCACAACCAAAACCCUGUGGAGAAGCGCAUAAAUGACUCCCUGAUGAUCUGUGCAGAGCCGGACGACUUCACUAUGAGCGAGUUCAUCGCUGUCGGAAAUAGAAAAGAAGAAGACCCCACUGUAUUCACCAAGAACUCAACAAAACUGGAAGCCAGCGCUUGCCGGCUGCAACUGCCAGAGGGCACAGGUGGCUUCUACAACAUCGACAACGAGGAGUAUGAAGCAAUGCCUGUGGAGGUGAGGCUGUUGCCACGGAAACUACACUUCUUCAUCAGUGCAGAUCGCAGAGAGUAGCUCCUCUCACAGAUGCAGUGAGGAAGAAAAUUAAGGCAGAAAGAAGACAAGAACAGCAAGACAAAAACUGAACUCCAGAGAAACACGAAAGCAGAUGCCAUGAAACCCUGACGUCAUUCUGGAAACAGAUGUCUGCUUUGCCAGCAGUUUAAAAGGACCCUGAAGUACGACUGGUCUGUUUCACUAUAUGUAAACAAAUAUUAAGUUGAAGUUGUGAGGUUACUACACUUACUACUUAUGGAGCGGGCUAUAUUAAAUGUCUUUGUAAUCAAAAGGACCAAGGCUUUGUUUCUUUAAGCCAGUAACUCAUGUACAGGUUGUCUUAAAAAUUGACUUUAUGUUUACUGAAUGGUUUACUAUUGCCAUCACAUUUGAACUCAGUCAAUAAAAAUAAUAUCUGUCCA
Chelmon rostratus (copperband butterflyfish) is the source of this 1789-nucleotide messenger RNA. RefSeq names its product acylglycerol kinase (gene agk). The transcript is spliced from 14 exons. Lineage: Eukaryota; Metazoa; Chordata; Actinopteri; Chaetodontiformes; Chaetodontidae. The coding region runs from base 135 to 1385 and encodes 416 amino acids. Gene Ontology annotation, molecular function: ATP-dependent diacylglycerol kinase activity; acylglycerol kinase activity; ceramide kinase activity. The record is from RefSeq and is a predicted model, not a curated record. Gene Ontology annotation, biological process: protein insertion into mitochondrial inner membrane; ceramide biosynthetic process. Gene Ontology annotation, cellular component: mitochondrion; TIM22 mitochondrial import inner membrane insertion complex.